AAAACAAAUAACUCUCGUGCAAUACUUUUGAGCUCAACCGCUAGUAUUAUUAACAUAAAGAGCAGCUAACAAAAGAAACCGCGCAGCCCAACACACAAUGUGGCAGACGCUGCUCGGCCUCAGUUGUCUCUAAAGCAAGCGGGCGGACGGACGAGCAGCAAAGCAAUCAACAAUAACCAAAACAACAAAAAUAGCGACAAGAACGUAAUAACAACAAUAACAAUGAAACAAUUUCAUUUCAUUAAAUGUAUGUAAAUGCGUAACAGACCCUAGCGAGCGCACCUUCACCUCACCUACUCAUUGCCAACGCCGGAGCCAGCAGUAAUGAGUUGCCAUCGCAUAAAUGAGCACACCACAAACAGUAAUAACAGAACGUACAUAAAGAAUAAACAAAUAAAAAUCAAAACAACACCUGAGGGCGAACAGCGACAAACACAAAGACAGCGACGACGACGACGCUGCCGGUGAGAACCUGAACCCAGUUCCAAGUCAACCCAACAUAAGCAAAGCGCAAAGAAAGAAAGUAAGCUUCAAGUGAAAAUUAGGCCAACAUUUGCAACAGCCGCAAACGUUGGCUAACAAGCGGCAGCAACGGCAACAAGAAGAAGGCAUAGAAGAAGAAAGAAGAAGAAGAGCAGAGAGAGAGAGAGAGAGAGAACCGUAUCCAUGAAACCUUAGCCAUAAACAGCCGCAACAAUACCUCAAAAUGGACUUUCUGGCCAAUUUCAUAAAGAACCCACAAAGUAUGUUGUCUACGUACAUUGAUCUGGACUAUUCGCUAUGGCUCUAUCGAUUUCUAACGCCGCUGAUUGUCACAUUCCUGCUUCCGCUCGUCUUCGUGGCGCUUAUCUAUAUAUCAUUUUUGGUGCUCUUCAUCUACAAGCUGCACAGGAAGGUCAUAAUGCGAUCCGUGCAAACGGAUCGAAACUUUUGGCGCGUCGGCCGCAAGAUUGUGGCCGCCAUUUGGGAUGCACAUGCUCGCAUCUAUCAUGGCUAUGAGGUAAUCGGCUUGGAUAAUAUACCCCAGGAGGGUCCAGCGUUGAUCGUUUAUUAUCAUGGCGCAAUACCCAUCGAUAUGUACUAUCUGAACUCACGGAUGCUGCUGCAGCGCGAGCGUCUGAUCUACACAAUUGGCGAUCGAUUUCUGUUCAAGCUGCCCGGCUGGGGCACCAUCUCGGAGGCAUUCCAUGUCAGCCCCGGCACGGUGCAGUCCUGUGUCAGCAUAUUGCGUGAUGGUAAUCUGUUGGCCAUCUCACCGGGCGGCGUCUAUGAGGCACAGUUUGGUGAUCAUUAUUAUGAGCUGCUCUGGCGUAAUCGUGUCGGCUUUGCCAAGGUGGCACAGGAAGCGAAGGUGCCAAUAAUACCCUGCUUUACACAAAACUUGCGUGAGGGCUUCCGCCAGGUGGGCAUCUUUCGCACGUUCUUUAUGCGUCUAUAUAACAAAUUGCGCAUACCCGUGUAUCCCAUCUACGGCGGCUUCCCAGUCAAGUUUCGCACAUAUCUGGGCAAGCCCAUCGACUAUGAUGAGAAUCUGACGCCGCAGGAGCUGCAAAUUAAGGUGGCCACUGCCAUUGAGGAUCUAAUCAAUCAGCAUCAGCGUCUGCCUGGCAGCAUACUUUGGGCGCUUUUGGAUCGCCUGCCGGCAUUCAAACGUAAUCGCAAAAGCCCCGCCUGCAACUCCAGUAAAGACAAAGCAGACUAAACGAUGCAGCAGUCCAUCUUCGAUUGUUAACAAUAAUAAUAACUGUGUUAAUCACUAAUAUAUCUAAACAAUUACGAGGGCAUUGAACAUUGAAUCCGAUUGUAUAACAGAUACAAUGCGCCGCCAUAAGACUUUCGUUCCAUGUACUUCAUUAUAAUACAUUUAUAUAUAUAUCCUAACGUGUACUUCCGUCUAGUUGUAACUUAACAAUUUUAUAACUCGCGCUCGUUUAAGGUUGCCAGCCCUUAAGUGCAAUAAUCCGCCUUGUAUAGCUAAUAAUUUUUGGUACAUAGAACAAUACAAUACAGAAUACAAAAUGCUUUGUUAGCCUUAAGUUCGUUGUCGAACAAAUGAAAUUAAGUAAUUAAUAAUUACUAUAAUUCGUCUAAUUUUUUCGUACUUUUAUAAACAUAUAUAAAAAGCAAUUUAGCCCUAAAUGCUAGCUGUUUGUAAUUUCUAAUCCCAGAAUGGUUCGUGUGCGUGUGAUUGCGAGAUUGAAUAUAGCUUCUUGUAUUGUGUAAAUGUGAAACUAGAAAUUCUUAUACGUCUAAUGGAAUUGAAACUUUAUUUAUAAGCAAAACUUAACUUUAUGUUGAUUUUUAAUUAAAGAGAAAAGAGC
This is a messenger RNA of Drosophila novamexicana, 2321 nucleotides long. Its product is annotated as transmembrane protein 68. The transcript has 4 exons. Gene Ontology annotation, molecular function: acyltransferase activity. Gene Ontology annotation, cellular component: membrane. The coding region runs from base 707 to 1702 and encodes 331 amino acids. Lineage: Eukaryota; Metazoa; Arthropoda; Insecta; Diptera; Drosophilidae. The record is from RefSeq and is a predicted model, not a curated record.